GCGUUGCACAGUGUUAGGCGGAGCCGCAGUGAGCAGAUGGGGGAGACCAUCUCCAGUCUGAAACAGGACAAGGAGCUGCUGCAGCAGGAACUCACUAAGAAGGCUGAACUCAUCUGUGACUUCCUGCAAGACCAGCUACGACCAGGUACGCUCUUACUACGCCCAGAGAAGAGGCGUGGUCUUUCGUCCAGCCAGAUGGAGCUGGGGACGGGUAGCUCCUCCCACAUGGGGGUGGGUUUCCCUGAUGAGGGUGUGGCUUUUGAGAACCCCGCCCUAUUCGACAGCUUUGAGGAGGUGGAGCUCCACAGGGUGAUGAAGAGCUCCAAGAGGAGCAGAGAUGGAGAGAACACACGAGUUAGGAUGAAGAACGUGGUGGGCGUCAUCGCCAGGUACAUGGCGGCCCUGCAGGAGUUCAGACGCAGCGUCUCCAUGAAGGUGGCGUUCGACCGCGUGGGCGUCGACCGCAACACCAUCUCACGGACGGCCGCCAUCGCCGAGCUGAGCCUGGCCGCUCCGGAGGUAAAUCCUUCUUAUCAGACGAUGGGGACUUUUUAAUCUAAGGCAUUGAGU
Oncorhynchus keta (chum salmon) is the source of this 570-nucleotide messenger RNA. RefSeq names its product coiled-coil domain-containing protein 106-like. NCBI's taxonomy places the organism in Eukaryota, Metazoa, Chordata, Actinopteri, Salmoniformes, Salmonidae. Bases 37 to 555 code for a protein of 172 amino acids. The transcript is spliced from 3 exons. The record is from RefSeq and is a predicted model, not a curated record. Gene Ontology annotation, cellular component: nucleoplasm.